Messenger RNA from Astrephomene gubernaculifera, 756 nucleotides. NCBI's taxonomy places the organism in Eukaryota, Viridiplantae, Chlorophyta, Chlorophyceae, Chlamydomonadales, Astrephomenaceae. The record is from the annotation of a GenBank genome assembly.
AGUAAAGAUCCUUAGCUUGAGGCUUGCUGUAGCGAGCACGGUUGGCCUAGGUAGCAUGGAUGUUACAAUGCCAAAUGCUGAUAAUGCUUUCCUUUAUCAUUCUGUUAACCAGCAGAGCUCCACAUUCUAACCCGUACAUUGCUUUAAUACGCCGCGAUCCAGUCGUCCAUCAGCGACUCCUUACAGCGAGAUGUUAGUCCAUCCAAAUCCACGUCGGCGCUUCAUCCAUGAAUACCAGCGGACCUAUGCACAGCUCGGAGUCACAGGCAGUCUAGCUACCCACUUGCACAAAUACCUCAAUGAAGACGUCGAACUCCCUCCACCGGCUCGCAAUGCUUUGCAAGCCAACCCCCGCGCAAGGCACCUGAUCCAGCGAACUCAACAGGAUCCCACCAAUGACAGCUCCGCUUCCGGAGCCCUGCCCUGCCCGGCCGCCGCCAACCGCCCCCGAGGAGAUGCGGCUAGCAGCCUCCUCGCCCGCCCUGCCUCCACACCAGCACCCGCAGCUGCUGCUACUGCUGCGGAUGCGCCAACCGCUGCGAACGGCAAUGGCGACAAGAGGAACAGCAGCCGCAGCAGUACGAGCACUGACAGCGAGGAGGGGUGUCAUACGGACAGCGCCUUUGACGAGACCGACGUCUCCAACAGCAUCUACUGCUCCGACCCCGACUGGUCCGACACCCCCGACCUCCCAGCGGACUGGGGCGGGGAGGACAACGACCUCCCCUCAGCAGGCAGCAGCCGGGGAGGAGGUGG